GCAAAUGAGGCGGAUAUUCGGGUGAAGUUUAGAUAAUUGUUUGGCGAAAUUCUGCGAUAAAUCUCCACUUAUCUGUUGAUUUUUUUUUGUAAACGACAACAAUCAAUUUCAUAUACGUCUACUGGUAUAUUUAUGUAAGCUUGAUUUAAUCAAUGUUACACUCUUCCUGAAGAGAAAUAACGCAUUCUGCUAACUUUCCGACGCCGGUAAACGCACUGGAAUCUGUCCGUGUAAAUCAGACUGACAGCACAUUAAAACUCCUUUAUCUGUUAUAUUUAUUGUUCUUUAAGUUUUGAAGAGUUAACGAUUUCAUAGCUAGUUUAUUUAUUAGUUUCAGUCAUCAGAAAAUAACCCUAAGUUCGCCUGUGCUGAAUAUCUGUGUUCAUUCAGUAGUAACAGGUGGAAAGUGACAGACUACUGAUUUAUUUUAGGUGUUACUCUGAUUUUUUCUCUCUCUCCACAAUGUCAUGCACGUCUUGAGAAACGAUUUAGUUUAGCGAUUUACUUAUGUCUAACUACACUACACAACUGUAUGGUUAUGUUUCGAAUAAGAAUUCAUAUUGUGACGCAUGACUUACAUCACAUACGUCACUCACCACAUUGAGUCCUCUGGUUUCAGUGUUGUGGGAGUUCUGACUUGCAACAAUGUGCAGGCUGCUCAAGUACAGCUUGAGCCACUUGCUUUAUGCUGCAAUGACCCGGCUAGAUGAAGCCAACAAAGGGGUCAACAUGUGGUCGAUUCGUUACCUCGGAUACCUGUCCAGCCUGAGUUCAUUGGUCGCAAUUUGCUGGGGAUUUUAUGUACAAUGGGUGAAGACUGACAACACUAUUAUCUUGGUCAUUUUUAUUUUGGGCCUUUUUGUACUUGGGAUUGCCAGUAUUCUCCACUACUAUUUUGGUAUGGAGAGGGUCAGCCUCUUUCUGUUGCAUGUAUGGUUUGGUUUCCUUCUUGGCUUGCUGUGCUUCCUCAAUAUCCCAUCCAAAGAGGAAGAUGUUAAGGAGCAGGUGGCCAACUAUAUGUUAGUAGCCAGCGUGGUGAUAAGAAUCCUAUGGGCUUUAGUUGAAAGAAUGUGCGGUUGCACUCAGCAUCAACCUGCGUUCCUCAAAUCAAGGGAAGCCCUGGAGCUCACAGGCUUUGCCAUGGCCAGCACAACUCUGGUUGGCCAUAAAUCCAUAAGCCUCAUUGCUCUGACACUCUCCUUGGCUGCUCUAAUUGUGGACUUACGCAUGAAGUCCUACCUGGCCCUUCCAAAUCUGACCUGCUUCUCUGUGGUCGCAGCAUUCUUCUUCCAGGAGUCUUUAGGAGUUUCCACCAACCCCUUCGCCUUGUCGUGCUUCUUAAGCCGCCUCGUCUGUGACCCUUUCCUGGAUGUCUACUUCAGCGGCCUUUCAGUCACUGAACGCUGGUCUCCACUCUUAGUGAGAAGAGGCUUCUGGAGGCACCUGUCCCUCCUUCCUCUAGUUGUAGUGGAGGUAGCCUUCCUCAUCAUGGCUGCCCUAAAGAUGAGAGAUCUGGAUCGCUGGUACCUGUUGAUCCCAGGUCUUUCAGUCUUCACAAUUAUCUGGAUCAUCUGCCACUUGGUUUUCUUGGUCACAUUGUGGGGUUUCCACAGUAAGCUGAGUGAUUGUCAGAGACUGUGCAUGGCGGACAUGUCAGAGGCUGGAGAACUGGACAGGGUCAUGGCAUCUAAGGGCAUGCGCCACUUCUGCCUCAUAUCAAAACGCCUGGUGCUGUUCAGCCUGGUGUCCACCAUCAUACUAGGAGCUCUGGCAUGGCAGCCAUUCAACAGUCUAUUUAUUGCCUUGUUUUUGCUGGUACUACCACUGGAGUCACUAGCCCACGGCCUCUUCCAUGAGCUGGGAAACAGCCUUGGAGGAACCUGUGUGGGCUAUGCUGUGGUCAUUCCUACCAACUAUUGCAGCCCAGACGGUCAGCCCACCCUACUGCCCCCGGCUCAUGUGCAGGAACUCAACUUGCGCUCAACAGGGAUGCUGAACAAUGUGCAACGCUUCUUCUCCCAUCACAUGAUCGAGACCUACGGUUGUGACUACUCCACCAGCGGCUUGAGUCUGGAAGCCCUGCAAGCCAAGCUCCGCAAUUUCAUGGAGGUCCACACGACUGACGGCCCACGCCACGACACCUACAUGCUCUUUUAUAGUGGCCACACACACCGCAGUGGAGAGUGGGCCCUAUCAGGUGGAGACAUUUUGCGUCUAGACAAGAUUGUGCAGCUCUGGAGGGAGAAGAACGCUGGUUUCUGCUCCCGCCUUAUCAUUAUUCUCGACACAGAGAACUCCCUCCCUUGGGUGAAAGAGGUACAGAACAUUGAGGGACUUUAUGUAGCAGUUCAAGGGGCUGUGCUCUGUAGUCCCACAGACUUGGAGCUCCAGGACACACCUCAGCUUGGGGACUUCACCUCUCAAUGGGUCGAUUUUAACUGCAACCCUGAGAGCAUUGUCCGCUGGUCUGAGCGUGGACGGACUGUCCGAGCUUUCUAUGGCAUCUCCAGACACUGGAGUGACUACAAGCUCCACCUCCCCACUGAAAAAGAUGUGACCAGGCACUGGAGCUUGUACUUCCCACGCUUGACUUACCCUGUGGUUCAGCUCGCCCACUGGUGUGGUGGACUGAACCUCUUCUGGGUUUGCGGUUACUGCAUUCGGCUACUCCGAAGGGUCAAACUCACAUGGUUCCCUCCUGCGGUGCUAGAUACAGGCCAAGGUUUCAAGCUGGUUAAAUCGUAGA
Messenger RNA from Myxocyprinus asiaticus (Chinese sucker), 2746 nucleotides. Its product is annotated as transmembrane protein 168-like. The transcript is spliced from 4 exons. NCBI's taxonomy places the organism in Eukaryota, Metazoa, Chordata, Actinopteri, Cypriniformes, Catostomidae. Bases 646 to 2745 code for a protein of 699 amino acids. The record is from RefSeq and is a predicted model, not a curated record.